AUGGCUGAGACUGAAAACGUAGAGACAAAACUUAAUUUUUCACAAGACGAGUUGAUCUUGUGCUUUCACGGUCCUUUACUCUACGAAGCCAAGAUCCUUAAAGCCGAAAACUGGGGUCCCGAUGAUUCAGAAUCUGGGGAAACUGGGCCGCAUUAUUUUGUGCAUUAUAAAGGGUGGAAAAAAACGUGGGAUGAGUGGGUUCCAGAAGAGAGAGUUGUAAAAUACAAUGAUGCUAACCUGGCUAGACAAAAACAACUAAAAGACACAUAUACCAAUAAGAAAAAGAAAUCUGCAAACAAAGAACGACAGAAUACACCUUCUCAGGAACCUUUACGAUUAAUUCAAGCUCGUACAAAUAAUUUUGUGCAAAAUCAUCAAAAGAUUGCUAAUAGAGGUCAGCAGAAAAGUUCUUCUCCUGAGCAGCUCGAUAGUCCUAAUUCAGACGAAAGCUCCAUUAAGCAAGAGGAUGAAGAAAUGCUAGACAUUAAGGAUGAACAUUUAGAACCAGAUAGUGAUGUUCAAGAAAACCAAAACCAGCAACGCACAAAAAAACGUAAAUCGAUAGAUGAAGAUGAGGAUGAUGAAGAAGAAUUUAUGAAUCGCCUUGAAAUUAAAAUCUCCCUACCCGAAUCACUCAAAUGUAGAUUAAUAGACGAUUGGGAAAAUAUUACAAGAAAUCAUGCAUUAUUAAAACUACCUCGGUCACCAACUGUCUCAGAAAUUUUAAAGCAAUACCUGGAAUACAAACGUUCAUCCUCAAUAAAAUCCGAAAAGAGCGAUAUCUAUACGGAAGUUGCACAUGGGAUUCAAGUUUAUUUCGAGAAAACUUUGGGGAACAUUCUUUUAUAUGGUUACGAGCGACAACAAUAUGUUGAUAUUCGUAAACAAUUCCUAGAAAAAGAGAACGCAGAAAUUUAUGGAGCGGAGCAUUUGCUGAGGCUCUUUGUCGAAUUACCGCGUUUACUUGUUCACACACAUAUGGAUCAAACAACUACCGAGACUCUUGAAGAGCAUUUGGCUGAUUUCUUAAAAUUUUUACAGAAGAAUGAAGACCAAUAUUUUGUCACUGAAUAUGAGCGUCAUG
Dentiscutata erythropus is the source of this 1084-nucleotide messenger RNA. The record is from the annotation of a GenBank genome assembly. Lineage: Eukaryota; Fungi; Glomeromycota; Glomeromycetes; Diversisporales; Gigasporaceae.